This is a messenger RNA of Lymnaea stagnalis (great pond snail), 20348 nucleotides long. The record is from the annotation of a GenBank genome assembly. NCBI's taxonomy places the organism in Eukaryota, Metazoa, Mollusca, Gastropoda, Lymnaeidae.
GGGCAGUAGACUCCGCUGGUUCAAAUUUUGUGCGGCUUGUAUUAUUUAACUUAAGCAUUAGGUGAGUAUUAUGGACUUCGCUAGAAAAUCUCUUUGAAUGGACUGAAUGAACAUCUAUGUUCAAGUACUGAACGACUUUGAGGUUGUGUUGUUUUACCAGCAGACCUAUGACGAAUGUCAAGAUUCAUACUUUUUAAAAAAAUAAUUUAGUUUUGAAAAAUAGUUUGUGUUUUUUUAUUAACCCUCGAAUAAUACAUCUGCAAUUUUUGUCGUGCCCAACAUUAAGUUUCUCUAUGAUCAAACGACUGCUAACGCAGCUGUGCAUGGGCAUGGACUUGAACAAUCCCGGCCCGGUACUGUCUGGGCUGCUUUGGCAGCUUCCACAUUGCAUAGUUUGCGAAAGAAGUACCUACAUAGGGAUUUUUGCAUACGGCCAUGUGGACACUCCAGUCAACCCCUGACUGUGAACGUUUAUUAAGUCUCGCUUAAAUUAAAUUAAAAACUGAAAUUUAGGGAAUGGGAGGGGGGCAUCCCUUCGUGUCGAGGAUGGCGUUGUCACAUUCGAUAGACGGGCAUCUCUUCGUGUCGAGGAUGGCGUUGUCACAUUCGAUAGACGGGCAUCUCUUCGUGUCGAGGAUGGCGUUGUCACAUUCGAUAGACGGGCAUCCCUUCGUGUCGAGGAUGGCGUUGUCACAUUCGAUAGACGGGCAUCCCUUCGUGUCGAGGAUGGCGUUGUCACAUUCGAUAGACGGGCAUCUCUUCGUGUCGAGGAUGGCGUUGUCACAUUCGAUAGACGGGCAUCCCUUCGUGUCGAGGAUGGCGUUGUCACAUUCGAUAGACGGGCAUCCCUUCGUGUCGAGGAUGGCGUUGUCACAUUCGAUAGACGUUGUGAAAUCCCCCAGCCCGGGAUAGCAGUUGUUUUUAUCCUGUUGGCAGUCUGCACACUCAACCGGUUAACUUGAACUAAUGCGAUCAAAUCUACUUUUUAAUUGGUUUAAGACAGUGGUUCUUAACCUGGGUUCGAUCGAAUCCCAGGGGGGUUUGGUGAGUCAGUCUCAGUGGUUCGGUGGAGGUCCAAAAAAAAAAAAUCAAAAAAAAAAUCAUAUUUUAUUUUUCUUCUUAAGAAGGGUUCGGUGAAUGCGCAUUUGAAACUGGUGGGGUUCGGUACCUCGACAAAUGGUUAAGAACAACUGGUUUAAGAAUUAUAUUUUUUAGGUGCUUCCAAUUUAUUUGUUAAUGAAAAUAAUCUUUUUUUUUUUUGUUGUAACGAUUUAAGUAGAUCGUCGACCAUGAAAAGAUUUCAAAUACUUCCGAUGCUUGCCCUUGGUCUGCACCUCAUCUGCGGUCUUUCAGCGUGUGAGUUGUCCUUCAGUUCAGCUUUCCGUCAUUCUUUUAGAUUAUGCCGCAUUUCUUUAGCUUAAAUUUUUUUUUUAUAUUCAUAUAUAUAAUGAAUAAUAUAUGAACACAGCACGUAUGUAACCUACUGAACACGGCGCGUAUGUUACCUUUGUGCACAGCGCGUAUGUCACUUUUGUGCACAGCGCGUAUGUCACUUUUGUGCACGGCGCGUAUGUCAUUGUUUGUGCACAGCGCUUAUGUCACCUCCUCGACACAGCACAUAUGUCACCUACUUGGCACAGCGCGUAUGUCACCUUUGGGCACAGUGCGUAUGUCACCUACUGAACACAGCACGUAUGUCACCUACUUGGAAUAGCACGUAUGUCACCUACUUGGCACAACGCGUAUGUCACGUACAGAACACAGCCCGUAUGUUACCUUUUGCACAGCGCGUAUGUCACCUACUGAACACAGCACGUACUUCACCUACUGAACACAUCGCGUAAAUCACCUACUUAACACCGCGCGUUUGUCACCUACUGAAAAAAAUAACACGUAUGUCAUCUUUGAACACAACACGUAUGUCACCUCUGAACACAGCACGUAUGUCACCUUUGGCAUAGCGCGUAUGUCCCCUACUGAACAUAGCGCUUAUUUCACCUACUGGGCACAGCGCGUAUGUCACCUACUGGGCACAGCGCGUAUGUCACCUACUAGGCACAACGCGUAUGUCACCUACUGGGCACGGCGCGUAUGUAACCUUUGGGCACAGCGCGUAUGUCACGUACUGGACCUAACGCGUAUGUCACCUACUGGGCACAGUGCGUAUGUCAUCUACUGGGCACAGCACUUAUGUCACCUACUGAACACAGCACGUAUGUUACCUUUGGGCACAGAGCGUAUGACACAUUUGUGCACAGAGUGUAUGUCAACUAUGGGCACAGCGCGUAUGCCACUUUUGGGCACAGCGCGUAUGUCACCUACUGGGCACAGCGCGUAUGUCACGUACUGGACCUAACGCGUAUGUCACCUACUGGGCACAGUGCGUAUGUCAUCUACUGGGCACAGCACUUAUGUCACCUACUGAACACAGCACGUAUGUUACCUUUGGGCACAGAGCGUAUGACACAUUUGUGCACAGAGCGUAUGUCAACUAUGGGCACAGCGCGUAUGUCACCUUUGGGCACAGAGCCUAUGACACCUUUGGGCACAGAGCAUAUGUCACUUUUGGGCACAGCGCGUAUGUCACCUUUGGGCACAGAGCAUAUGUCACUUUUGGGCACAGCGCGUAUGUCACCUACUGGGCACAGCGCGUAUGUCACCUACUUGGCACAGCGCGUAUGUCACCUACUUAACACAUCGCGUAUGUCACCUACUGAACACAUCGCGUAUGUCACCUACUGAACACAUCGCGUAUGUCACCUACUGAAUACAUCCCGCAUGUCACCUACUGAACACAUCACGUACGUCACCUACUGAACACAUCGCGUAUGUCACCUACUGAACACAUCGUGUAUGUCACUACUGAACACAUCGCAUAUGUCACCUACUGAAUACAUCGCAUAUGUCACCUACUGAACACAUCGCAAAUGUCACCUAUUGAACACACCGCAUAUGUAUCCCACUGAACACUCGCAUAUGUCGCCUACUGAACACAGCGCGUACGUCACCUAGUGAACAAAAAUAAUACCUACAUAACAAUUAUUUGUUGUAACAAAUGAGGAUCAAUAAUUUAUCAUCAUUAUGAUUAUUUGCAUGAUUAUUUGCAUGAUUAUUUGCAUGAUUAUUUGCAUGAUUAUUUGCAUGAUUUUUUAAAAAAAAUAUUGACAUUUAAAUCCGUGGUGCCAUUGGUUGUCAGGUUCAUCAUUUCAGUUUUUUCUUCAGGCAGGGGCUAACUUGGUCAGAUUGUUAAGUUGUUUCUUACUAGAUGUGUAACAGUACAUAGCAAUUCAAAUAAAAACCUGCGAAGUCUGGGAGGGGGGUUGGAGGCGGUGCUAAUAAACCAUCCUGCUCUACUUAAAUGAGGUCCCUUUUGUUGGUGGAGCUGUAAUAAACCAUCCUGCUCUACUUUAAUGAGGUCCCUUUUGUUGGUGGAGCUGUCGCAUCCUAUUCUGUUAAACAAACUACGCAUAUUCAUAUUCCUGAAUGGUUUCAACAAGAUACAACCAAAAACGUGGAGCACGGGCGACGUUUGUCUUUACGGCUUAUAGUGCUCUACUCAAGCCUUUGUAUUCACGGUGUCCUAAUCAGGACAUUGUAUUUACGGUGUCCUAGUCAGGACAUUGUAGUCACGGUGUCCUAUUCAGGACAUUGUACUCACGGUGUCCUAUUCAGGACAUUGUAGUCACGGUGUCCUAUUCAGGACAUUGUAGUCACGGUGUCCUAUUCAUGCCAAUGAAUUGACGGUGCCCUAAUCAGGCCAUUGUAAUAACGGUGCCCUAUUCAGGCAAUUGAAUUCAUGAUGCCCUAUUCAGACCAUUGUAUUCACUGUGCUCUAUUCAGGCCAUUCUUUUCACAGUGCCCUAUUCAGGCCAUUGUAUUUACGAUUGUUAUGCACUGCCUUAUAUUGUGAGAAAUUAAUCUCCUAUUUUAAAUUUAUGGCUAGUUUUAAACAGUGCCUAGCAAAAUUACGAUACCACAGACAAAUACAAAAGUAAAGAUACGACACUCAAAAACAGUACCAAUUACAAUUAAUAAGAUUAAUAUAAGUAUUAAUAUAAUUACAAAACAAAAGAAAUAUAAUUACAAUCAUUAACUUACAUAGUAUGAGAAGUCUUGUACCGAUACAGUUGGUAAAAUGUGCCAAUUAAAAAUGUACAAUGACGAGUUCGAAUAAACACAUAUGAGUACACAAAGAAUUAUAACACUUGUCUUGUAACGUUAAAAUAUCUAUCAAAUCAGUCUCUUAAUCCAUCUGUCUAGUAAAGUUAAAAAUAAAUAUCAAUCAGUCUCCGAAACCAUCCCCGAUAUUGCUCUCUUUGCUUUUAUUGUAGGUUCUACCGAAAAAUCUAGGCGUCUCCGGUUUGUACUCGUAACUAGAAAAUUCCACAAUCUACUGUAUUUUUCGAACUCCUUCAUGUUUACAAGAAACCGACGCUAGAUCAAAGAGAUUAAAGCACGCUCACAACGACCGUAGCCUAAUUUUGUGGUGAACCAGAUUUCACGGCACGGGGAAAACAUGUCCUACAUAACACCUCCAAUCUUAUAAGAAAAAGAAUCAUUUUAAAAAAAAUUGAUUUUUUUCCAAUAAAAAUGUUAAAGAAAGUACUUUUCUGCCUUUCAAAAUAUUAGACAAAAAGUUUCUUAAUAGAUUAUAAACAAUAACAUAAGUGAAAAUUAAUUUCUGGACAAAGUAUCUGCAAUGACAUUAUCUUUGCCUUUAACAUGUUUGAUGUCAAAAUUAUACCCUUGUAAAAAUAGACUCUAUCUUGACAAUCUUUGAUUUUUGGCGACCAUCUUAUUCAAAAAUGUCCAAGAAUGUGAUUAGUAAAAACAAGUACUGAAUGUAAAGAACAACAAAUCUCGUAAGAUUUCGAUUGGUUGUAGAGUGGAAAAAUCACCUGGCAGUGAUACGAAUCCUUCCGAUAUGAAAGGCAUGAAGUCUUGUUUGACAUCAGUAGAAGUUUGGACCUUGGUAGGUAAACUCUUGUUGGAGUCUUGAGAACAUGCGGCUAGUGUAGAGGAAGUUAAACUCUGGGUAGAGUCUUCAAAACUUGCACACAAAAGCUACAGGUUUUACAUUGCCUUCAGGAAAGUGAAUGCAGUUACAAAGUCUUAUACCUUUUCAAUUCAAAGGAUACACGAUCUUAUAGAUCUAAUAGGCGAUGCCAAAUAUGUCAUCAAGAUAGAUAAACUAUCAGGUUAUUGGUAGGUUCCUCUAUCUGACAGAGCAAAAUAAAUCUCCACCUUCUGUGCUCCAGGUUGUUUAUACCAAUAUAAAGUAAUGCCGUUUGGAAUGAAAAAUGCCCCGGCUACAUUCCAACAUCUAGUAAAUAACAUUAUUGCUGACCAGGAAAAUUGCAGCGCCUAUAUUGAUGAUGUGAUUAUUAACAGUCAAGUUUUUUCAACUCAUGUAAACCAAUUAAUAUCUCUGUUUAAAAAUUUUGUGCAGGCAAAUGUAACUGUAAAUUUAAAUAAAUGUGAAUUUUGUCUUGCAACUGUGGAAUAUUUAGGUCACAUAGUGGGUCAAGGUCAUGUAAAGCCUGUUUAAGCUAAGAUAAAUGCUAUUGUAUCACUUCCACCCCCCACUACUAGAAAACAGUUAAUGAGAUUUUUGGGAAUUGCAGGUUACUAUAGAAAAUUUUGCAAAAAUCUCUCAGUUAUUGCUUCUCCGUUAAGUAAUAUGUUAAAGAAAAAUUAAAAAUUGUAUUGGUCAGAUGCUUGUCAAGAAGCAUUCGAAAACAUUAAAAAUAUACUUGCUACUGCUCCUGUUCUUAUGCACCAGACUUUAACAAAAAGUUUAAAUUAGCUGCAGAUGUCACUGAUGUUGGCAUUGGUGCAGUUCUAUUUCAAGAAUAUGACCAUCGUGUAGAUCAAUCUGUCUCGUAUUUCUUAAAGAUAUUUAACUCCCAUCAGAAAAACUAUUCCACAGCAGAAAAAAGAAUGUUUAGGUUUAAUUCUUGCUCUCCAACAAUUUGAUUUUUAUGUCAGUUGUUCUUUAAAUUCAGUACUGUUUUUACCAAUCACAUUCUUUAACAUUUUUGAAUAAGAUGGUCUCCAAAAAUAAAAAAAAAUUGUCAAGAUGGAGUCUAUUUGUUCAAGAGUAAAAUUUGGACAUCAGACAUAUUAAAGGCAAAGAUAAUGUUAUUGCUGAUACUUUGUCCAUUUGAAAUUAAUUUUCACCGUACAUAUAACCUAUGUUGUUGUUUAUAAGCUAUUAAGAAACUUUGUGUCUAAUAUUUUGAAAGGAAGAAAAGUACUUUCUUGAAAAAAUUUUAUGGAAAAAAAUUCAAUUUUUUUAAAAUGAUUCUUUUUCUUAUAAGAUUGGAGGUGUUAUGUAGGACAUGUUUUCCCCGUGCCGUGAAAUCUGGUUCACCACAAAAUUAGGCUACGGUCGUUGUGAGCGUGCUUUAAUCUCUUUGAUCUAGCGUCGGUUUCUUGUAAACAUGAAGGAGUUCGAAAAAUACAGUAGAUUGUGGAAUUUUCUAGUUACGAGUACAAACCGGAGACGCCUAGAUUUUUCGGUAGAACCUACAAUAAAAGCAAAGAGAGCAAUAUCGGGGAUGGUUUCGGAGACUGAUUGAUAUUUAUUUUUAACUUUACUAGACAGAUGGAUUAAGAGACUGAUUUGAUAGAUAUUUAAACGUUAAAAGACAAGUGUUAUAAUUCUUUGUGUACUCAUAUGUGUUUAUUCGCACUCGUCAUUGUACAUUUUUAAUUGGCACAUUUUACCAACUGUGUAUCGGUACAAGACUUCUCAUACUAUGUAAGUUAAUGAUUGUAAUUAUAUUUCUUUUGUUUUGUAAUUAUAUUAAUACUUAUAUUAAUCUUAUUAAUUGCAAUUGGUACUGUUUUUGAGUGUCGUAUCUUUACUUUUGUAUUUGUCUAUGGUAUCGUGGUUUUGCUAGGCACUGUUUAAAACGAGCCAUAAAUUUAAAAUAGGAGAUUAAUUUCUCAAUAUAGAAGGCCGUGCGUAACAGCCAUAUUCAGGCCAUUGUAUGAACGGUGCUUUAUUCAGGCCAUUGUAUGCACGGUGCUUUAUUCAGGUCGUUGUAUGAACGGUGCUUUAUUCAGGCCAUUGUAUGCACGUGCUUUAUUCAGGCCAUUGUAUGCACGGUGCUUUAUUCAGGUCAUUGUAUGAACGGUGCUCUAUUCAGGUCAUUGUAUGCACGGUGCUUUAUUUAGGCCAUUGUAUGCACGGUGCUCUAUUCAGGUCAUUGUAUGCACGGUGCUUUAUUCAGGUCAUUGUAUGCACGGUGCUUUAUUCAGGUCAUUGUAUGCACGGUGCUUUAUUCAGGUCAUUGUAUGAACGGUGCUUUAUUCAGGCCAUUGUAUGCACGGUGCUUUAUUCAGGUCAUUGUAUGCACGGUGCUUUAUUCCGGUCAUUGUAUGCACGGUGCCUUAUUCAGGUCAUUGUAUGCACGGUGUUUUAUUCAGGUCAUUGUAUGAACGGUGCUUUAUUCAGGUCAUUGUAUGCACGGUGCUUUUUUCAGGUCAUUGUAUGCACGGUGCUUUAUUCAGGCCAUUGUAUGCACGGUGCUUUAUUCAGGCCAUUGUAUGCACGGUGCUUUAUUCAGGUCAUUGUAUGCACGGUGCUUUAUUCAGGCCAUUGUAUGAACGGUGCUUUCUUCAGGCCAUUGUAUGCACGGUGCUUUAUUCAGGUCAUUGUAUGCACGGUGCUUUAUUCAGGUCAUUUUAUUCAAGUCAUUUUAUUCAAGGUGUCCUAUUCGGGUCACCGUCCUAUUUAGGGUUAUGUAUUUACGAUGGUGUAUUUAGGUAAUUAUAUUCACGGUGCCCUAUUCAGGCCAUAGUAUUUACGGUGCCCUUCAUGCCAUGGUAUUCAAGGUGCUUUAUCCAUGCCAUUGUGUUCACUCUGCUCUAUUCAGGUCAUUGUAUUCACUGUGCUCCAUUCUGGCCAUUGAAUUCACUUUGCUUUAUUUCAUGGCUUUGUUUGAAGAGUUCUUUGAUCAGUCUUUUGAAGUUGGUUGCUAAAAGCUAGUCCUUGAUUGGACAUUCUCUUGAAAGGAUUAUACCGGAUUUAAAGUCUUAUCACAAAUUCAUGUUGAUGCCCGGGUUGUUAGAAUAAACAACUGUGCGGUGAGAACAUUCAGUGGUUUUAGUAUUUAAACCUUGUCUCUCUAAGUCACAAAAUGUUGCAUUUAAAAUACAUACUCAUUUUUUUCGUAUUACAUUUUUUUCGUGCUACAUUUUUUUUAUUACUUCCGAGUUUAAGUACUUUGAUUUUAAGUACGUUGAUAUCAAAUUUCCCUUUUUUUUAUUUAAAUUGAUUUCUUCUUGUACCCCUCAAAGUGAAUUGUAAUGAUCUCAAGUGGCGAGAGAAUCCUGUGGAUGUGUCCAUGAUGAACCCGAUGUUCGUGACGAAUCCGAGGUUGGCUCUGAAUGCUCUGGAUUGUGAAUGUGAUUUUGAACCUGCUUAUGAGUAAUACUUUUCAUAAAUUUGCUAGCUUGUUAAUUUUAACUCCAUUAUUCUUUAUCGGUCAAUUUGACUGCCACUUAUAAAUUUAUAUACGAUCCUUAUAGCGGAAAAAACUGCACAAACAAGAGUUUAGCCAAUAGUACAAAGACCGAGCCAUAGUCGCCACAAUAAAAAGGCAGACUGCGCUGGGCAGGACAUAUUGAAAGGAUGCCGAAUUGUAGAGCAACAAAAGUGAUAUGCUGGCAGAUACCUAUGGGCAGACGGCUCAGCGGUCGACCAAAACAGAGAUUGAUCGACGAUGUAGAGAAAAAUUUACAUCAGCUAGGGUUUCACGCAUGGAGGCGGAAAGCCUUAGAUCGAUCCGAGAGGAAGGAUGUUGUGGUGUAGGCCAGGGCCCUACAUUGGUUGCAGCGCCACUAAAUGAUGACGAUGACAUCAUCGCGAAUAUUGUUAGAAGCACAAUUUUAACAUUUAUCAGUCGUUAUUUUGUUGAAUUAUUCGUUUUUUUUAAAAAUAAUUGACAAAUAUUUAUAAAUUCUUAUGUAGUAAUUUGAUAUCAACCUUAAAUCUAGUUAAAAUCUUUAUACAUUUUUUGAUGUGGUCAAGAGAGGAGAGGAGAAAAGUGAAUACAUAAAAAGUGACAGAAAUCGAUUGGACAUACUUUAUAAGCCGAUAAAAAAAAUCCAAAAAAAAAUGACAAAGAGGUCAGAGAUAUUGCUUGAGAGUGCUGAUAGCUUAACCGGGAGAAAACACUCGCCCAUUUACUGGUCCGGCAGCCGAGUAGACGCCAUGUUUUCUUGUUGCUGAGCGGUCCGGACAACGAUCAAACAUUUGAUAAACAUAACUUGACAAGAGUGUCAUCUGUGGGCGUAAACGGGCUGUUGUUGGGCCAGGGCGAUGGAAGAGUCCUACGUACAGACAGAAUUGUAUGGCAUCGUCCAAUAGAUGGAGCAGAUUGACGAUGUACUGACCUGGGCUGUGAAGUGCUUCAGCUCAAGCUGCAGCCAGAAUAUUUAUGUUUCUUGAUAGGACAAAACAUUUGAAAAUGAUUCUGCAAACGGUGAAUUCUAAGUGAGCUACUGAAUUGCAGAAUGAAUUCCUCUACUUCGCGGCUCUGCUGUGUGAAAGCUACGGACAGCAGUAGAACAUCGACAGUAAAGCAAAAGAGUGGUAAAUAAUUUGACUUGACAAAAACAAUGAUGUAUGAUGUAUCAUUGAUCCUUUAAAUUAAAUUGAAUGUAGUCGCGUAUAUCUAUGUAGCCAAUUCAAGGAAAAUAAUCUUACAGGUACAGGUGGACCAAAGACGACAAACCUGUGAAUGAAAGCUCUACCGUUCUAACUCGUGGACCCCUUCUGCGAUUCUUAAAUUUUUCUGAUUCCGAUGAGGGCCUGUACAAGUGUUAUGGACUGUGGCCUCACUCCAGUGACUUGGAUACAAAUACACUUUACCAAACCGUCAGGAUACGCCAACCACGUAUGUACUUUAAGAAUUAGCAUGUCUGGUCCAUUAAACUAAUUGUGUAUGCCCCCCCCCCCGCUCCACCCAAUCCAACGCACAACAGCCAAAUGCACAUGACAAUAAUUAGAGUCAUGGCUUGGACACCGGUAAUGUGACCAAAAAUUGUUAUUGUACAUUCUAAUCUAAUCAUGCAAAUAAACGAUAUCGCUAAUAAAUUAUUGUUAAAAAGCAAUAAUGUUAUUGAAAUGUCAUAACCAAUUUUCUUUUGAGGCUACAUUUGGUGCUUUUGCCAUGUCUUCGAGGCUUUCUUUUAAAACUAAUGCUUGGUGCUUUCGAAUGCCUUCAAUGAUUUCUUUUAAAACAGCAGUGUGGUUCUGUUGUCAUGCCUUCAAUGAUUUCUUUUAAAACAGCAGUGUGGCUCUGUUGCCAUGCCUUCAAUGAUUUUCUUUUAAGACAGCAGUGUGGCUCUGUUGCCAUGCCUUCAAUGAUUUCUUUUAAAACUGCAGUGUGGCUCUGUUGCCAUGCCUUCAAUGAUUUCUUUUAAAACUGCAGUGUGGUUCUGUUGCCAUGCCUUCAAUGAUUUCUUUUAAAACUGCAGUGUGGUUCUGUUGCCAUGCCUUCAAUGAUUUCUUUUAAAACAGCAGUGUGGUUCUGUUGCCAUGCCUUCAAUGAUUUCUUUUAAAACUGCAGUGUGGUUCUGUUGCCAUGCCUUCAAUGAUUUCUUUUAAAACUGCAGUGUGGUUCUGUUGCCAUGCCUUCAAUGAUUUCUUUUACAUGUACAACAAAUAAAUAUUUUUCGGAAAAGUUUGUUUUGCCCAUCAGGAUUUUUUGAGCCCAAGUGCUCAGUAAACUUGCUUGUAAAUGUAUGAAUUUGUGACCUGUCACUGACGGUACCUGGCUCUACGUGCGAUUGCCUCAAGCUGAUGUUAUUAACAGAAAUAUAAAUAUUUAAAAAUAACUUGGGGGUGUAAAUAUUUUUUUUUUUUUUUUUUUUUUUUUUAGUUUUUGUGUUGUCGUAAAAAAUUAUUACAAAUAAAAAAAAAAAAAAAAAAAAAAAAAAAAAAAAAAAAAAAAAUGCUUUUGAAACCAUAUUGUGGCGGAUAAAUGAAACACGUCUUUCGGUUUGUCAUCGUUUUAAUGGUACCGAGAAAUGUUUUGCUCAAUGUGCUGAAGAUGUUCACUAAUUCUAUCGAAUAAACUUUAUUCCGUUUUACCUUUAUAGCUAGAGUGCCGCCUUUGGCUAGCAAUCACAAAAAUUUGCAGUAGAGUUAGUAGAUAUGAAGCACUGUUUAGUGAUAAAGGUGUGACUAAGAAGUUAAUUUCGCUUUUAUUUGAACCUACAUGCGGGAAAUUCCUGCAAUUUUUGUGAACAAUGUUUGGUCACUUCGUCAGACGGGUCUGCUUCAAGGGACUAUGAACUCACCAGGGUCACACCAAUUUCUUUAUAUUCUACAGACAAUGAAACCGAGUGAUUAGAUGAUUGUGUUAAUUUGCAAGGUCAGUCAGAAAUUCCUAACCAUUGUUUAGCUGUCAGAUUCUACUUGAACGAAUGUAUACUCUAGUCUAAUCCAAGAAAUGUAGACUCUAGUCUAGUCCAUUGAAUAUAUGUCCUUAGUCUAGUCCAUCGAAUGUAGAUCCUAGUCUAUUCCAUUGAAUUUAGUCCCUAGUCUAGUCCAUUGACUGUUGGCUCUAGUCUAAUGCAUUGUUCCCCUAACCUUUUAGAUGGUGGAUCUGUCCACAAGACCGGUUGAAGGUCUAUUGAGCAUACAACAUUUUUUUUACUACCGUAAUUAUUCAUGUUAUGUGGACCUUCAAAAAAUGGCUCGCGGUCCGGUGCCUGUAUGUGGACCACCAUCAAAGUAAACGAUGUCCUAGGGUUUUUUAAAUGGUUUGUUAUAUUAAAAGAAUAACUUCUUUCAGAUUGUUUAUCGGUAUAACAUCAUCACGUGUUCUUUUUUUAAAAUAAUGUAUAUGUAGCUUUAGUGAGAUGGAAAACUUAAAUCUUUGACAGAAUUCCCAAUGGACUUAACAAUAGGCAAUACAUAUAUAUAUAUAUUAUAUAAAUAAAUAUAUAUAUAUAUGUAUUUUACCAUGACUCAAUUUAGGUUUUCUUGAAAUUCUAAAGACAUCCAUUGCAUUGACAUACGUAUUCAUGUGUAGACUCUUUUUAAUUAGUACGAAAGAAUCAUUAAAUAAACACAUUUCUAAAGUAACCAUUUUAUAUAAUUAACACUUAGCCCAUCUAUAUUUUUUAACACUAAUCCCCUAAUUAAAGGCGUCUUUAAACAAAAUGUUGCCUAACGUAAUUUAACUCAAAUGUCAUGAGUUGACUGUGAAAGAUUUGUUAAUAUUCCAAUACUGACCAAAGAAAAUCAUAAUUAUAGAAAAAUAAAGAAAUUGAUUAAAAAAUGAAUUAAAUUACCAUUAAUUAGAAUGUUUCCUUACCAUUUACCUAUGACUAUGUACUACUGUUUGAUACAGACUGAUAUUUUUAGUAUUUAAUUACCUAUUUUUGUGUGCAAUCCCAAAAUUAGCUAUUCAGAUAUCGCAGUCACCCAAAAUAACUGAUUUUUAUACAAUCUUUUAUGUCAGGAUUUGAACGUUUUAUUGAUAAAGAUGACACGGUACACACCGUUCAGGAAUACACCUACGUGCGUUUGGAGUGCAGCGACAAGGGUGAAAUGGUUGGCGAUACUUUCGGCUAUGGAUGGAUCAGGAAAUGGUUCGGAGGACUAGAUGAAAAUGGAAGAAUGUAUACUGAUUUGACAGGUAUCUAUCUAAGAUCUAUCUAGUAGGCUCCUUACGUGUGGUAGGUAGGAUAACAAAGAUUGGCUUUGUUAUGGUGUAACAUGACCGGUAAAAUAAUAACAUCUCUAAUAAUUUACCUUUUUUGUUUAGCUCCAGCUCCACUCCAGGUCCACUCGGACAUUUUUUUGUUUAGCUCCAGCUCAGCCCCUCAGCCUUUUCGAAAUUAAUGUAGAUAAUAUUUUAGUUGGAAGGAAAAAUAAGUUACAUGUUCAUUUUUUUUUUCUAUUCCAUUUUUAUGAUGAUUAUAAAGAAUUAAUUUUGUAAAAGUGCGAGACAAAGUUUUUUCUUACCCAAUUUUUCGAUUUAAAGAAAAUCAAAACUCUUUCAUCCCUAGAACCAAAAAUUAAAUUAGGUUUUUAUUUUAAAAGAAUAUCUCCCUUGAUGUGGUUGAAAUAUGUAAAUCGUUUUAAGAGGGACACUAUUCCAUGUUCUGACAACACAACGCUGUUUUAGUGUUUUGCUUCUGUUAGUAUGCGUUCCAAAUUUAUGCAGAAGGACUAGUCAUUUUACUUUCAAAGAAGUGUAGAUUAUUACACAUGAGAAAUAAAAGGUGGACCUAAUGGUAUUUCUGUGUUAAAAAAUGUCAUUCAAUAUGAUCUUUAUGUCAAGGUCUUUUUUUUCAAUAGAAUAGUGUUAAUUAUCUCUCCUUAAUUUAUCGAAUUUGCUUUGGGCAAGGCAACAAAUAAUCAAAGGAUGUAAAUAAAUUUAAAAUGACUGCGUUUCAGGAAAUCUGCACAUCACACCGGUUCUAAGAGAAGAUGAAAACUUUAGCGGAACGCCUGCAAAAUUUAGAUGCGGUAUAUGGGACUUGAAGUGGUUGAUGCUUACGCGCUUUGGAAAUGACCAUUCCUUAAACGUGACAAGAGUGGCAGGUUCGUCUGGCUAUAAAUGUGCGUGCUGUAUUUGUCAGUAAAUUGACAGGCAAAGUUCAUUACAAAUGUAGUUACUCGUUAAAACAUUUAAAAUGACCUCUCUUGCAGUUGCGCCCAUGUCCAUACCAAUUCUGCAAUACAAGAGCGAAAAUGCGACAGCUGCCUUGUACAAGACUGCUAAACUUGAAUGCGUCUUCUCUGGCUAGUAAGUCAUGCUACUAUUAUAAGAACAUUGUUUUUUUGUUCAAACCAGUUUUGUCUUUGAGAGCAAUGCACCAUUGUGCAGAGUUAUAAUCCAUAAAAGCUGUAAAGAAAAACUAAUACACAGAAAUAUAUUCAUUACAGAAACCAUGGUAAAUCUCAGAAAUGAAUAUCUCAUAUAUAUAUAUAUCCCCAUCGCGACCGCUCAGAAGCAAAAAUCUGCAAAUAACAAGACAUCCAUUACUCUCUCAGGUGUGCGUAUUGAGUUAGCUCAAACGGUGUGGUACCUGGGUGUCUACCUAGAUAGAAGACUAACUUUUGAAAGUCAUAUUAACAUGCUAUGCAAUGCAAUUUUUCUUGAGCUGCGCAGGAUUAGUCACAUCAUGCCCUUCCUAACAAUUGAUGCAACAAAGAGGCUGAUGUCUGCAUUUGUGCUAUCACGCAUGGACUAUUGCAAUGCUCUCAUGGUGGGUCUUCCAGCUACGCUCCUGGAUAAAAUUUAAAAAGCACAGAAUAAUGUGGCUUGCAUUGUUCUUCGCAAACGCAAGUUCAACCAUGCAAAAAAACUUCUGAGAGAGUUGCACUGGCUGCCGGUGCGUGCUCGUACCUUUGUGCUACCACAGCUUACAUGAACUGGCGCCGUCCUAUCUGAAAGAGCUGCUGACGCCUUAUGUACCCACUAGAGAACUCCGUUCAUCCGAUAGUGGCAAACUCUCGACACCACGUGUUUGCCUUGAGACUUACGGAAAGCGCACUUUCGCAUUUGCUGUUCCAACAAUUUGGAACGCCCUUCCUGUCGAUCUCAGAAACAGCCAGAUACUGGAGUCCUUUAAAACCGAUUUAAAGACACAUCUAUUUCGCAAACACCUUCUGGCAUGAUUGUCUACCUUAUUUUCCAGUUAAUGCAUAAUGGCUGUCUUGCUUAGAGUUGAAAUGGCUAGAAAGACAUUGCCAUUGUAUGCUUGUAAUUAGUUUUUGUAGUGUUGCGUUUGUUUUAAAUGUGGUAAAUUAUAGAUUUGUUUUUUGUUGACUUUGUACCGCGCGUCGAGCCUUUGGGGAUGAAGCGUGUUUUUGAAAUGAACUUUAUUAUUUUUAUUAUCAGCCUUAAUUUUUAUAAGUUUAAUUUAUAUAUAUAUAUAUAUAUAUAUAUAUAUAUAUAUAUAUAUAUAUAUAUAUAUAUAUAUAUAUAUAUAUAUACAUAUAUAUAUAUAAUGGUUCUGGUGUGGCUGCUUCCAUUUCUGGCUGCUUCCUAACAAGCUCGCUUCAUCCUAUUCGGAGUAUUUGGUACUGAGAUUAUUUUCGUGGCUUUUCCUAUAUGCUUUUUAUUUUGUGGCAUAAAUUUUGGUAUGGAAAUGGUGUUGUUAUUGUUGUUAUGUUUUAGCAGGAGCAGCAGUGAUGGCGUAGUUAGUAAUGGUGUGUUAUCAAUAGAGUUCUUUACUUUGUUUUUAUAUAACGCUUUUGCGCUUGGUGGGUAAUAUUUUCUUUUCGGAAAAUGAAGACGUCUCAAUUUAAAUAUUUUUUCAUAAAUAUUUGGUUUGAAAGUGGUUCGGAUAUCACAAUAUUAAUAUAGUUCGUAGGUGUGAAAUAAAAUUUCUGAAGUGACGUAUCAUGGAUUGGAAGGUGUGUAGCGAAAAAUUGGGAUUCUUAAAUGUGCGUUACUUGAGUUCAUGAUUUGUCUUAGCAUGUAUCUUAGCAGGUGGAAGUUCACGCAUUGUCGUCGUCAAUGUUUGGAAUCUAAAACUAGCAUAUAAGAAUGAGCUAAGCUGAUCAUGUAACACAAAAAAAAAGAUUCUUAAAAAACAAACAUAGUGAUUUUCUGAUUAUUUUACGACAAUCGAAUAAAUUUAAAUACACAAAAAGUGACAUACCGGUACAUCAAUUUCCCUUUUGGUAAAUUUUAAAGCAUUAUUAUUAUGAAUUUAUUAUACAUUUAAUUUAACAACAAAAUAUAUAUUUUAUGCAUUUUAUCCAGGUUGAAAGGCUAUGGAAAAAAAAAGUUUAGUAAAAAAAGUUUACUCUUUGAAUUACAUCCUCAUCACAUUUAUCGGGAAAACCCAAACAUCUGUUGUUUUUCGUGCGUUAAAAUAUUGCGAAAUAAAAUGAAAGUUAAUUUGAACUAAAUUAACACUGAAGUGACGUCAUAGCGCGAAAUGCCUAUUUUAGCAAGAGCUCUGAGGUCGUUGUUAUUAUUUUUAUUUAGCAGCCCCACGUGAUACAACUGAGUAUGUAUUUUUCCACUUUUUAUAAGUAAAAUUAAUACUUAGGCCUACAACUGAUUGCUUUUUUAAAAGUAAAAAAAAAUAUCUAAAUACAUUUUAGCUUUGUACUUUAAUUAAAUUUAAUUUGCGUUUCAUUCACUCAAAAAACAUACUUUUAUUAAAUUUAUUCGUUAUAAAAGCUUGACCUUUAAAUAUAUACUUUUAAUAAGAGAAUGCCUUUUAAGUCAAUCAGUGCUAAAAACUCCAUAGCCAAAUAGCAUUCAUUAGUGAACUUAUCCAAAUAAAAAUAACUAUGUGAAGUGCAAACAAUGUGUGUCUAAGUACAUAUAUAGCUACAAUCAAUUUAAUACAUUUAAUUAUGUUAAACUCAUGGUUGCCAACCGUCCGUAAAUUUACGGACAGUCCGUAAAGAUUUGUCGUAAAAUUGCCUGUCCGUAAAAUUCCGUUAAAAAAUGAAAACGUCCUUUAGAAAAUCGACAAAACGUGGCAUCUCAACGUUUAAAAAACUCAGUAAAUCAUGUUGGUGAUCUCUAGUCUCUUGAUUGAGAUUUUAAUUUUUAAAUUGUUUUAGUGGCAUCCCUCGAUCUAUAAUUAAACUGUAAGAGCUUUCUGGACAGCUAGGCUCGCGCGGCGAGACAAAUCGUGGCAAGAUGGACUUGUUUAGACAGAUCGUUAGUCGUUACGUCACAAUCACGCAUACAUUAUGACGUCAUAAAUGUAAAAUUAGUAUCUGUUUUUUUUUUUAAAAUGGCGGAGAAGAUGGAUACAAGCGAAGAUGAUAGCUGCAUUGAAAACUGUGAAAUAAACGAAAAUGCGGAUAAGAUUAUUGUUAAAAAUGCUAAAGUGAACAGAAAAUGCUAUUUUCAGCCUACAUGGAUUGCAAACGGUAAAUUUAAGGACUUGAUAUCAACGGACAAUGAUUCCAAAUAUAACGCUGUAUCCACGUGCUGUAGAAAGAUAUUUAGCCUUGCAUCUGAUGGUGUACGAGACGUUCGCAGCCACGGUAGAAGCGCAAAACAUAUUCAGGCAAUGACUACAAGGAAAUUUGCUGAUGGAAUGUUGCAGUUCUUGACUAAGGAUAAAAAAAACUGUCUCCUGUAACUGCUCACAACAAACAGGUAACAGAAUGUGAAUUAAAAGUGGCAAUUUUUUUUGCAAGAAAAAACUUUCCACUAAGUUUAUUGGACGACAUCUUGGAAAAUGUUGCAGAUUAGUUUCCUGAUUCAAAAAUCGCUAAAGAUUUCAGCUCUAAACGAACAAAGGGAUCUAUGAUGAUAAAAAAUGUUAUUGGCAAACUGAACAAAGAAGAUUUGUCCACCAAGUUGAGAUCAUGUCAUGUUACUCUGUUGCUUGACGAAUCAACUGAUAAUAUAUCAACCACAGAAAAAAUGGCCAUGGUGGUGAUUUACUUCGAUGUUGAAAUUGGUAAGGUUCAAUACAGAGUUUAUUGUUUAGUUGAUUUAAAAGAAGCAAAAGCAGAGUUCAUUUUUGCUGCAAUCAAGGCAUGUCUGGACGAAGAUAAAAUACUACUGGCCAAUGUAAUGGCACUUUGAACUGAUGGAGCUAACGUAAUGAUUGGAGCCAAAAAUUCCGUGCUUUCACGUUUCAGAAGUGUACAUGCCAUGUAGCUGCUCUAUGUGCCGCUGAUGCAUGUAAAACAUUUCCCAAAUUUAUUGAACAGCUAUGCAGAGGCAUUCACAGCCAUUUUUUCACAUAGUUGCAAAAGAUUACAGCUGUACAAAGAGUUUCAAGAGUUCGUGGAAGCAGACACUCUACGAUUAUUGCAGCUGUGUUCCAGGAGAUGGUUUAGCCUGUUGGAGUGUAUUAAUCGUAUUGUUAACCAAUACGAUACACUUUCAAUCAAAUGAUGAGUGUGACUGGUUGGUUACAGUGGAUAGAAUUAGCACUCAAUUGCAAAAUCCUGUCGUUAAAUGUUAUUUGUUGUUUUUGCAAGCAGUGCUGCCUAUGUUUACUCAGUUCAACAAAAUGUUUCAAUCAAAUUCUUACCAGUAUUAUAUGCAGAGGCAAAUCAACUGCUGAAGAGUUUGUUGGGUUACUAUAUACGACCACAAGUUCUGUUGUUAGUUGAAGACUUAACGAGUUUUGAUCACUUGGAAAGUACAAACUUUAAAUCACGCGAUAACAUAUUCAUUGGUUAUCAAACUAAACUUCAGCUGCAAAAAGUAGAUGAUCCAUCGACUGUUGAAAAGUUUUAUGUUGAUGUUCUUGCAUUUUAUACCAAUGCAGUCAGUGCAACCCAGAAAAGAAUGCCUAUUAGCAACAGAGUGCUGAAGCUCAUGUCAGUACUAAAACCCACUAACAGAAUAUCGGUGGAACAGUUGGAAAUUUUGGAACUGGCCCAGCUUUUUCCACAAAUUGUGUCUCCAGCAGAUUUUGAUUGUUUAGAGGCCGAGUUUAUUGACUACGAAGUUGCGGAUUUAGGCAAUGUCAAGGCCGACGGAGGUUAUGAUGCUUUUUGGCAUCAAAUUGGACAAAUGACUAGAAAUAUCGAAAAACAAAAAGAGUACAGAUUUCCGCUACUUUCGAAGUUUGCACAAAUAAUAUUGGCGCUUCCACAUGGAACAGCAGAAGUAGAACCCGUUUUUUAUGCUGUUAGUUUAUUGAAAAGCAACUUGAGAAAGAAAUGGUGUACUCCAAUGUUGGAACGUUUACUGACUGUAAGAAAUGGACCGGGAAAAAUUACUCCCACAAUGAUCGACAGUGUAAAUGUUUCUAUGUAUGAUCAUAAGCAGGAGGAAUUAAACACGGUCACUGAUGAUGAAUGUCAUACUCAUACAAUAAACUAACGUUAUAAAAUAUGAUCAUGGUAAUAGAGAUAUACUCAUAUGGAUACUUUACAUUUUUAGCUACAAUGCUUGGAUUAUGCUUCAUAUUCGUUCGUUUUAAGGUCAACAUUUUAUUUUAAAUGUGUCCGUAAAAAAUUGUUUUUUCCCGUAAAUUUUGUUGAGAGUUUUUAAAAUUGUCAGUAAAUGUUAAUUUAUUGAGUUUGCAGCCCUGGUUCAAGGACGUGCACACCGUGUGUUAUUGCGUACGCAUGGCCUAACAUUUCGGGAACGACUUUAUUAUUUUUUAAAAAUUAAAACUGUGCGAGAGGGCGACUCGAUACUUUCAAAAUAUCACAAAAUAUCUGUCAUUAUUAUCCCGGUAACAUCGGAUCAUAAAUUCUAGUCAUAAAAAUGUGCUUUGCUUUGAGCCUUCCAAUCGUAAAACUCAGACAUGAGUGCAGAAAGGUAUAGUUAAAUUUAUUUAUUAUUGUUGUUGCCAAAGUCGUAGCGAGGGUGUUUGGGGCGCGGGGACAAGAUUCGCGCUCGGGGACAAGAUCCAUUUUAAAGCGCCCCCUUUUCUUUUUUUCAACUCUCAGACCCAUUAUUUUUACCAAUUAUAUAAUUUCAAAGCACAUUUUUGGCGCCCCUAACUAGCUUGCGCCCGGGGGGACAUCUGUCCCCCCUGCCCCCCCCUCGACACGCCUCUGGUUGUUGCACAGGUAAAACCCUUUAGUUCAAUAUCAUGGUGUUGUUCUCGCCAAGACAUUACCCGAGAAGUGAUUCUAUAAGUCAAUCUUCCUGAUUUUAGAGAUAAAUUACUUUAAUUGCAUUACCAUCUCUGGAAAUUUUCAUCUAAAAUAAAAGUACACACAACAUGUUGUUGAUGUUAUUGAUUUUUAAAAUAAUUGUAUCGUUAAAGUUCUAAUUACAAUCAUCAUUUCAUCUUGUACAAGUCAUGUAACACUAAGACGUAAACUUAUACAAAUUGUUUUUAACGAUUGAGAGAAUUUUUUUUUUGUUUUUGUUUCAGCCAUCCCAAUUAUACUAUGUCAUACAGUUGGUUCCUACCCAACGGUUCAUCUGUGGUGCAGACUGGGGUCCGGGGAUUAGAGAAAUACAACUUAUAUUUCAACAACAGAAGAUUGGAAAUAAACGACGUCAGAGAAAGUGAUGGUGGAGUGUACCAGUGCCAGGCUGAAAAUAUGCUGGGCGUGUCGACCAGAGAAGAUGUUCAACUGGAAGUAACGUGUAACUGAACAAAGAGACAUCCAUGUCUUUGUACAAGACAUCAAGUCAAGAACUGACAUCUAAGUAGUCAUAAUUAUCUUCUUUAUCUCUUAAGAGUAUUUGUUUUAAAUUCAUAUCAGAAUGAUCCCUACAUUGAUCGUGAACCCUUGAUAUAUUUAAUUUUUUUUUUAAAGACAUUUGCAUUAAAAAUGUGUUAUGGCAAAUUUUUUUAUUUAAAUUUUUGUUAAAAAUAAAAGUAAUUCCGAGCAAGGCUUGUAUCAAAAUAUGUGCUGACUUAAGUAAGCUGUGCUGUCCUACCACUUUGUUUUCUCUAGAUACCGG